Calliphora vicina (urban bluebottle blowfly) is the source of this 3328-nucleotide messenger RNA. It is a transcript of the gene nito, whose product is annotated as RNA-binding protein spenito. The transcript is spliced from 3 exons. Lineage: Eukaryota; Metazoa; Arthropoda; Insecta; Diptera; Calliphoridae. The coding region runs from base 165 to 2603 and encodes 812 amino acids. The record is from RefSeq and is a predicted model, not a curated record. Gene Ontology annotation, biological process: regulation of alternative mRNA splicing, via spliceosome. Gene Ontology annotation, molecular function: mRNA binding. Gene Ontology annotation, cellular component: nucleus.
CUGGUAUUUAUAUAGUUCUCAUUUUUACAACAAUAAUUUUCUAGUCGGCUUCGCUUCGUAUGGAUACAGUUUUUUCGGAUACUUACAAAAUUAUACAUACACAUAUUGAAUUGCAAAUAUAUUGCGAAUAAAAUAGAUUUGGAGAAGGUGUCAGUAAGCUGCUCAUGAGCAUAAUUCGUGAAGCUGCUGAACUUGAUCGUAUUACAGUUAAAAUCCAUAAUAUGAAACGUAGUGCUUCUCGUGAUUCUCCAAAUAGAGCUAGUCAUUCUUCACGUUCGCGAUCAUUAGCUAUGGGCCGUGGUGCAUACGAUAAUGGAAGUGGUGUGCCGGGGGAUUCUCCCGAACGCAUCUCUCCUGAUAGAUUAAGACGAAGGGUUGGACGUUCUCCCAGUCCUCGGGGUCGUUACGGUGGCGCCUCUCCUCCCCACCGAGAAGAAUACAUUCGUGGGGUCCCACCGUCAGCAGAAAGACCAUCAUACAAAGUUCUGUGUGUGAGUGCUUUACACCCAAAGGCAUCGGAUGAAUUUAUAAAGGAGACAUUGUAUCGUGAAUAUAAAAAGUUUGGGGAUUUUAGUAUUCGCAUUUCGCAUGAUUUGGAUGAGAGAGUGGCUUAUGUAUGUUUUCGAACUGCUGAAGAUGCUCGAGAAGCGAAACAUCACAAACCUCGCAUUGUUCUCUAUGAUAAGGUUGCAUUAGUCGAGCCAGUAUAUGAAUCAUCUGGACGCACUGAACACAGGCCUCGUGGACGUUCAAUGUCUCCACCGGAAUAUGAUCGUUAUCAUUACACUAGGGUACCCGGACCGCCUCCGGGACCUCCGGAACAUCGCCGUCCACCUUUGGAUGCAUACGAUCGUUAUGGGCCUCCCCAUAUACCUCCACAUCCUCAUACGCGCGAAUAUCGCCCCAUUCAUCAUGAGUACCCGAUGCCACCAAGAGGUCCUCCAAUGCACCGUGGUCCACCACAUUUACAUGGACCACCACCACCACACUAUGGUGGCCCACCACGUCAUAUGGGCCCGAGGCCUCAUGUGCCGUAUGAAAAACCAGAAAACAAAAAGGAUAAAUUUCCCAAUUAUUUGCAUCAUGUUCAACCUGAAGAUGAUCCUCUAUCUACACGCACGCUGUUCGCCGGAAAUUUGGAGGUGACAAUUGCGGACGAUGAACUUCGACGUAUAUUCAGCAAAUAUGGAAUUGUGGAUGACAUUGAUAUCAAAAGGCCACCACCUGGUACAGGAAAUGCCUUUGCUUUCGUGAGGUAUCAGAACCUGGAUAUGGCUCAUCGGGCAAAAUGCGAACUAUCUGGGCAAUACAUUGGUAAAUUCCAAUGUAAAAUUGGUUACGGCAAGGUGACGCCUGCAACCCGAAUUUGGAUUGGUGGUUUGGGUGCAUGGACAUCGGUAACGCAGUUGGAGCGAGAAUUUGAUCGGUUUGGAGCUAUAAAGAAAAUUGAGUAUCAAAAGGGGGACACUUGUGCGUACAUUCAAUACGAGACUAUUGAAGCAGCAACGGCAGCUGUUAAGGAAAUGAGAGGUUUUCCCUUGGGCGGACCAGAAAGGCGUCUGCGUACCGAUUUUUCGGAAUUGCCAGGAGUGACACCAACAGCAGCUCCUUUCAAGCCGAAAACACCAUAUGAAGAAACAGCUGGAACUGCCGUUCCAUCCUCUGAAUACAGACGCCCCGAAUAUGAUUAUCACUACGAAGAACCUCAUCAUCACCAUCCUCCUCACCAUCAUUAUGCACCACGUGGAGGAUAUGCCCCAUAUCCACCUCGUGGUUCAUAUCGUGGCCGUGGAGGAUAUCGGGGACGUGGUCGUGGCUCAUAUCAUUACCACAAUGAUGUCCAUAGACCAGCACACCCAAGUGCACACUCUUCUUCAAACGCGCCUGUGCCACCACCGGCCGGUGUUGAAGAUGAAUGGCGCCGUCCUCCUGGCGAGCCCGGUUUCGAUAGAGGACGUUCUGGUUCAAGAGAACUAAGAUCGGAUCGUUCUCGGUCGCGUUCACCACACAAAAGAACCCAUUCACCAGGUUCUGAUUCAGAUUCAUCGCAGCAUCGCAAUGGCGGCUCAUUAGCUUCAGCGCGUACACUGCCAGAUGUCGCCCGGAAAUGCACCGUUAUAUGGCAAGGUGCCCUCAUACUUAAGAGCUCUUUAUUCCCAGCCAAAUUUCACCUUACGGAUGGUGACACUGACAUUGUCGAAUCCCUUAUGCGUGACGAAGAUGGCAAGCAUAACUUACGUAUUACGCAACGUCUGCGCUUGGAUCCCCCUAAAUUGGAAGAUGUCCAGAAACGUAUUAGUUCAUCGUCUUCACAUGCCAUUUUUCUGGGUUUGGCCGGCUCAACAUCAGUUGCUAACACCUCCGACGACAGUUCGGUACAGACUAGGCCUCUUCGUAACCUAGUCUCUUAUCUUAAACAGAAGGAAGCUGCUGGUGUUAUUUCUCUAUUGAACAAGGAAACAGAAGCUACGGGUGUAUUGUACGCAUUCCCCCCUUGCGAUUUUUCAGCUGAUCUUUUGAAGCGGACGUGUUCAACAGUAACUGAAGAAGCAUUCAAAGAGGAUCAUUUGGUAGUGGUCGUGGUCAGGGGCGGAACGGCUUAAGUGAAUAUAUUUUAACAUUUUAAUUAAUUUAAACUACAACAAAUUCAUCAUCAACUUCAAACAAAACAACAAACCAAUAUGAAGACGAAAUCAUAAUAUUGAAAGUUUUAUGAUCAAAUACAAGAUAUAGGAACAUACUACAUACAUACUUACUUACAUACAUAUAUAUACAAAUAUAAUCAUACAUUUGUAGAGCUUUAUUUGCCGAAACGAAGCGUCGUCAUUCAGUUACAAUUUAAUAUUCAAAAGUUUACUUAAUAUUUAACUAAUAUAAAUAAGAAUAAUGAACACUAUUUUGUUCUUACAAAACAAAAGACAGACCCAUAACAACUGUGUUCCCAUACUUGUCAUAUUCAAAAGGAUUUUAUCACAAUUAGCCAAAAUAUUUAUAAUAUAAUAUACAACUUACAACUUAAUGAUCUGGCUAAAACUUGCUAAUCCAUAUGACUUGUAUGGAAUCAGAGUAAUUACAUUUACUAUAUUAACGCAUAGCUACAUACAAUAUAUAAUUAGUGCCAAUUGUAAAAUCAAAAGAAAAUAAAUAGUUAUAUACUCGUAUGUACUUGAUUUUCAUCAAAAUAUAAAAAGAUGAAUAACAAAAACAAUUGUGCAGUUCCCAAAAGCAAAGUGUAUGAAUACAAUUUUAUAUAAAUUAAAAAAAAAAAAACGAAAAAAAAAGCGUAAAUGUAUAAAUAUAAUUAAUUAACUAUAUAAUUGAUCCUAAA